This is a messenger RNA of Hymenoscyphus albidus, 2349 nucleotides long. The record is from the annotation of a GenBank genome assembly. Lineage: Eukaryota; Fungi; Ascomycota; Leotiomycetes; Helotiales; Helotiaceae.
CAUCAGCGCAACCUAGUAUUAUCACCCCAACAGCUCCCCAAACCGUCUACUAUCCGGCAACCUUCCAUCGUACCACCUCGAAAUUAUGGAUGAAGUCGGAGGAGAUUCGCCUUGGGGUGGUAAGUCUCCUCAAGACCAUCAAACCGUUGAAAGACUGUCCACAGAGCUCUGCUAAACUGUAUGCAGAUGUUCCCUCCCAUUCGUCCCCGUCCCCGCCUGCGACAGCUUCCGAAAAUCCCUUCGCCGAAGAAUCAGGUUAGUCGCACGUAUGGCGUAGCAUAAAAGUAUCCAAGAGUCUAACUUGACCUGCAGAAUCAAAAUCAAAGUCCAAAGCACCCCAAUCUCUAACCCUCGAACCUAGCUCUGGUCAAGCUCUCAAAUCACCAUCCACACAUGGACGAGCAGCACGUACACCACGCCGCGCAGUAGCAACCGCUGUACCACUCGAUGAUUCCCUGGGACCAUUGGGACCUCUUGGUGAUAAUGCGACAACUCCGCAAUCCGAGCAGCCUCCGGCGCCUCCACAGAAGGAGCAGGCGCUGCCUGUUCGACAGGCACAUAUACUUCCCCAGAAUCCUAUUGGGAGAAAUAUGUUGGAAUCAGUGGACUACAGCGACGAGGCCGAUCCCAUUUCCCCUGGACCGAGAAUACCGCCUCCAGUGCAGCCAUCUCAGGGUGCCCCAGUGAGGAGGGAUACUCAGCCAAGUGUUAGUGUUGAACAGGCAGCCAAACCAACAUUCGAAAUCACUGUGGGAGAUCCUCAUAAGGUGGGAGAUCUAACCAGUUCUCACAUUGUGUACUUGGUUAGAACAAAGGUACGAAUCCGUGAUGCAUUUGUUAUAUACCAUAACUAAUACAGGAUAGACUACGUCCAAAGCUUAUAGGCAGCCGGAAUUUGCAGUAACUCGCAGAUAUCGGGAUUUCUUAUGGCUUUAUAAUGGUUUACAUGCAAACAAUCCCGGUAUUGUGGUGCCACCGCCUCCAGAGAAGCAAGCUGUAGGACGAUUUGAUACGAACUUUGUCGAAUCGAGACGAGCUGCUUUGGAGCGAAUGCUCAACAAAACGGCUGCUCACCCAACGCUACAACACGACGGGGAUUUGAAACUGUUUUUGGAAAGCGAGUCAUUUAAUGUAGAUGUCAAACACAAAGAAAGGAAAGAGCCCGGUCUUGGUGAGAGCAAAGGAAUGUUCAGCGGACUUGGGAUCUCUGUUGGUAGUGGUGGCAAGUUUGUGGAACAGGAUGAUGUAAGUUUUCUGUUUAGUGACAUUGGGGAUUUCUACUAACUCUCUUAAGUGGUUUCAUGAUCGUCGAAUAUACCUUGAUGCGCUUGAGAAUCAAUUGAAAUCUCUUUUGAAAGCAAUGGACACCGUAGUUAUCCAACGAAAAGGCCUGUCUGAAGCAGCGGGAGAUUUCUCGAACUCUUUACACGCCCUCUCUUCUGUUGAGCUUUCACCAUCCUUGUCAGGUCCACUAGAAGGAUUGUCAGAUUUACAGAUUCGUAUCAAAGAGCUUUAUGACCGUCAGGCACAACAGGACGUUCUGACUUUGGGUAUUACUAUUGAUGAAUACAUUCGCCUCAUUGGCAGUAUCAAAAUGGCAUUUGCUUCUCGGCAGAAGGCAUAUCAUUCUUGGCAUGCUGCGGAAUCAGAAAUGCAAAAGCGCAAGGCGACCCAAGAAAAGCUAUUACGUCAAGGAAAGACACAACAAGAUCGUCUAAAUCAGAUGCAUGCAGAUGUAGCUGACGCAGAACGAAAAGUCCACCAGGCCAGAUUGUUAUUUGAGGAUAUGGGACGAUUGAUGAGAGCUGAACUUGAACGAUUUGAACGUGAGAAGGUUGAGGAUUUUAAAAGUGCAGUGGAGACGUUCUUGGAAAGUGCAGUUGAAGCACAAAAAGAGGUAAUUUGGAUCACAGGUUCUUAUUAUGGAUUUACAUGCUAACUCUACAUAGCUUAUUGAGCUUUGGGAAACGUUUCUCAUGCAAUUGGAUGCUGAAGAAGAUGAGAGCGCCUUCUACAAGCCACCAGUUGAGGCCGCUGCUCGACCAUCCGGCGAGGGCUCAAUAGCUGGUACAACAGCCGUGGGCACCGUAACAGGAGAUGAUUCGGAUUGAUGAAGGGACAUGGCGUGAUAGCAAAAGUGUACGUGGGAGUAUCAGGCUUGGUAUAUUUUGAGACAAGCGAGUUCUCUUCUAAUGAUGUCGAUGCGGGGCGUAAGGCUAGAGAAGAAGUAUCUUGUAAAUAAACAAAACUUCACAUUCUUCAAAGCUCCUUCCAUGGGGUUCUCAACCAUGGCUUGUGAUUUUUGAUCGUACAUCUUGCCCGUCGGCUCUAUCGCAUCAUAGAAUCUUU